GAGCGCACAAUGGGUAGCCUCUAACCCUAGGUAAAAAAACCUGUGAUUUUUACAAGGAUCAAGACGCCGUUUCGUUUCGAAUUUUUACCGUGAGAGUCCAAAUAAAACUGUGAUUCUUAAAGUUUUACAUACAUCUUCUUCUUCCUUCUCUCAAAUUUUGCCGCCACUUUCUCUCAUAAAGGCGUUCUCUCUCUCCUCCCUGCAGUGUUGAGCGCGCCAUUGCAGAGAAGCCAUGAAACCCUCCGCUGCAGAAAAAGCCUUGCACUCUGCCAAACCUCACAUAGAAGAAAUUAGAACCAAAAAGUUCUCCAUCGGAAAAACAAGGCCAAACCCCUUAACUCUCGACCUCCACCACGCCGUCACUAGCCUCUCUGCUGAGCUCUACCAGAAAGACAUCCACUUUCUAAUGGAGCUCAUACAGAAUGCGGAAGAUAAUGAAUACAAAAAAGGGUUGAACCGACGCUGGAAUUUGUCCUGACAAAGAAGGACAUAACUGGCAGUGGAGCUCCGGCUACUCUGCUUGUUUUUAACAAUGAGGUCGGAUUUUCCCGGAGCAACAUUGAUUCCAUAUGCAGCGUAGGCCGUUCUCCUAAGAAGGGGAAAAGACAUCUCGGGUUUAUUGGAGAAAAAGGAAUUGGGUUUAAAAGUGUGUUUCUUGUAAGUUCACAACCUCACAUAUUCAGCAAUGGAUAUUAGCAAUGGAUAUUGAGUCAAAUUCAGGGAAGAACCGAACAAAGAUUGCAGUAUUGGAUACAUUGUUCCUGAAUGGGUUAGUGGGGAGCCUGCUCUUUCGAGCAUACUUGAUGUAUAUGGUGUCACCAAGGUCGUGCCGGCAACUACAAUUGUCCUUCCUCUAAAGCCUGAGAAGGUUGAAACAGUGAGGGCACAACUAUUGCGUUUGCAUCCUGAGCUUCUUCUUUUCUUAUCCAAGGUAAACCGGGUAUAUGUACGUGGGUGUGAUCCCAAAGCAGCCAAUGGUGUCACAACAAUUUCUAUAUGCACCGGGACUGAUCUUAUGAAUGUCUGUGAUAAAACCGCCAAUGCACGUGUUAUUGAACUUUUGGUUAAAGAAAAAAUGGGUGCCAGUGAGGAGAAGUGCAAGUAUUACUUACGGAGACAGGCAUUUCCAGUAAAACCUGCUAAUAGAGUUAAUACUAGGAUGAAUGUGGAGGAAUGGGUGAUCACUCUUGCUUUCCCAUUUGGAAACAGACUGAGAAGAGGUACUUCUUUUGUCGGUGUAUUUGCUUUCCAGCCUACAGCCAUGGUCACAAGCUUUCCCUUUGUAAUUCAAGCUGACUUCAUCCUUGCUUCUUCAAGUGGAUGAUGUAUGGAAUCUGGGAAUUCUUGAAUGUGUUCCAUCGGCGUUUGUUAAUGCUUUUGAGUCUUGUGUGAAAGAGCUCUCCCUGUUUCCUUCAGUGGGUCAGGCAUUUCAGUUCAUACCAACUCAAGCAUCACCAAUUCCGGUGUUUAAUAAAUUAACAGAGUCCAUCAAAACUAGACUGCAAGGUCUCGAGAUAGUACCCUGUGAAAUAUUUUCUGGCGAGAGGUUGUUUUUCCAGCCUAAAGAAGUAGUUAGAAUCAUACAUAAAUUCAGGGACCUCUUAGUUCGAAUUAGAAGGGAAGGGGUUGUUUUAAGUGGUUUAUCUUCAUUGAUGAAAGUCUCACAUUCAUCUCUGAACUUUCAAGAAACAAGAGGAGUUAUGGACUAUCUAGGUGUAGUAUAUGCUUCUUAUAAUUGGUAUGCACAAUGCAUUAAAUCCUGCAAUAUUGUGUUGCAAGUAUCUGAUGAUGUCUACAUUCAACUGCUUGGUUUUAUUGCUGAUACUUAUAAGGAUUCAUCGUCCAUACAAUCAUUAAGUACCAUGCCUCUUCUUAAAUACAUCAAUUGUGACGGGAAUAUGGAAUUGCGUACAAUUCCUAAUACAACACCCAAGAUUGUAUAUAGUGUGGAGCUGGAGAUUCACACAUGGCUGAGUAAGUGCAAUAUGGAGUUUGGAUGUCUUGGUAAUUUUUAUUUCUUGCCCAAUAGCACUCGGGAAGCACUUUUAACUCACAAAAGAAGUUCAUUUCUAAUCGAAUGGCUUUCCAGAAAUGCAGGUUUAAGUCCUUGUUCGGCAACAGAAUUUGUUUCCUGGCUUUAUCCUUACUUAUCAUAUAAGGAACCACUUCUUCCAGUCGCCUUGGUCCAUUUCCUUUAUCAUGCCCACAUGAAAAACAUCAUUGAUGAUUCUCAAUUGUAUUCCCUUCUCACGGUGAUCCCAAUUAUUGAUGGGACUAACCAAGUCAGAAUGCAAAGAAUUGCAACUCUUGUCUCGGCAUCAAGGAGCAAAUGGGUGAAGUUGUUGGGACCUCUAAAUCCAUUCGUGGGACAAUAUUACAUUGAUAUAGGAGAUGUUUAUUCUAAAAGUAGUAUGCUUCUUGGAGAAUCUGUGCCUCAGGAUGAACUUCUUCACUUUGUUGUUAAGUUCAGUAAAGCUGUGGACAUUCCCGAGUUAUGUCCUCCAGACGUGGUGUUACAGAUAGCAUCUCAUGAACUAUCAAGUGAGAAGGCCUUUUUGUUGCUCGACUGGAUCAGAUUACUUCGAACCAAGGGUUCUUUACCUACAAGAUUCCUUGAAAGCAUUCGAAAUGGAAAAUGGAUGAAGACAUACUUGGGUUAUUGUACCCCAAGACAGGCCAUUCUUACAAACGAAACAGGGGAAGGUAUUUUUGAUAUGAUGAAGCAUAUUCUGGAGGAUAUCUCGAUUUUGGACAUGGAAUUUUACAUUGAUCGAAUCAUGCUUUAUCAAGAUGAAUUGGAAUUCCUUGGUGUGGGGAUUAGAUCAGUAGAUGUGCAGAGAUUGGUUACCGAUCGCUUUAGAUCUCUUGCUUCUCCUGGAAUGAGCAAAGAGUAUGCAUUUUCUUUGCUGACUUUCAUUACUUUCUCUAAAGCGAGGGGUAUGCUUGAUAUGAAUUGGUUGGCUGUUAUGAAGGAGAAGAAGUGGCUGAAGACUCAUAAGGGCUAUAAUGCUCCCAAGAUGCCCUGCAGAGACUGUUCUUCUCCCUGACGCUAUAUGGGGUUCUUUGUUGAGUACUCUUGAGGUUCCUGCGAUAGAUGAAUUGUAUUACAGGAAUGAAAUUAAGCAUUUUGUUGAUGAAUUGAACGCAAUGGGAGUGGGAGUUGAUACUGCCAGAGCAACUGACUUGGUAGCUACUCAGUUUGAUUCUCUCUUGCAUUCUUCUAGCGGCUUGGCUCCUGAGACAGUGAUGGCACUGCUAGGUUGCAUUCGAGAACUGAGUCAAACAAUGCCUUUACCAUGUCCUGAACUGACUUGGUUGUCGUCUGAGCAGUGGUUGAAGACACGACAUGGUUAUAGAAGUCCUAGCGAAUCAAUUAUUUUCAGCUCAAAAUGGGGGUCAAUCUCGUGGUUUGUUGAUCUUCCUAUCAUCGAUGAUACAAACAAUGGCAUCGGAAUAUAUAAGUUCAGGGAUGAACUUCAGAAGUUAGGUGUCAUCACAGAUUUUGAAGGGGGAGCUCUGUUUGUAGCUAAAGGUCUCCGUAUCCCCUUCGAAGCUGAACUAGUUGGUGCAGAUGGUAUGGUAUCAUUGCUAGAAUGCAUCAAGUCUCUGAUGUCAAGGCCUCCUGAUGAGCUUUUACUGACUGACUUUCUCAACAACAUUGCAAAAAGCAGGUGUUUGAAGACUGGGGCUGGUUACAAAACGCCGGAAGAGUGCAUUCUGUUUGAUCCAGCUUGGGAGAGUAUUUUGAAGAGGUCCGAUGCACCAAAAAUUACAAUUGAUGAAAAGUUUUACAGAACUGAUAUUUUGGCAUACAAGGAUCAGUUAAGAGGUAUUGGUGCGAAUGUGGAUCCCUUAGGUGUUUGUUCUCUCAUUUUGGGGCUUCUAUUUUCACUCACAGAUACAUCUUCAAUUACAAGAAUUUAUAGCUUUCUCAGUAAGUUCCACUGGCACCCAGAAGCAGUGAGCAAUUUGCAGGUGUGGAUACCUAAUCCAAAUGGUACAGGUGUAUGGGUUAAUUCUCAGGAUUGCGUACUUUAUGAUAGGAAAGACCGGUUUGGCUCCUGCUUGUUUUGUCUUGAAAACUUUUACACCAAAGAGAUCCUACCCAUUUUUUCUUCAGCCUUUGGAGUGGCUGAAGAUCCAUCAACCAAAGAUUACUUGCAGCUAUGGAACAGCUGGGCCUUGAGGGGUAAUGGGCAAGUGACUUUGGAAGAAUGCAGCUUCUUUUGGGAAUAUGUUUUCGAUAACUGGAAUCCUGAAUUGGAGGAUACUCUAAAGGGGAGCUUGACCAAAUUACCUGCUACAAUGUCCGUGGCCGAGGAUAUAUUUCUGAUCAGCACAGGUGAAGUUUUCAUUGGAGAUGACUUGCAACUCAAGAAAAAUUUCUCUGGUUUUGAUAAGGCUCCUCUGUUUGUGUGGUUUCCACAUAGCAACUGCUUGCCAUCAGUUCCUCCGAUAAGACUUUAUGAGUUUUACAAGUCACUCGGAGUUAGAAAGCUUUCUGAAUCUGUUGAGUGCAACGUGAGUCAUACACUAUCAUUGGAGCACUGGGAAAAGGUUGAUCCAAGCGAAGGGUUAAUAAGGAGGGGUUUAAUGAAGAUUAUUCUGGGUUUUCUUGCUCGUCCUCAUGUAAACAUGCCCUUGAAGAGGAGACACAAGGCUGCAAAAUCUAUACUUGAACUGUCAGUGUACAAAGGUGACAAGCCGAAUCAAGUCUGCUAUCGGCUAAUGCAAUCUGCAGGUACAGUAGUGGAAGUAGAGAAACUAAAGCUGGUUCUUUGGGAGAAAAUUCGCAGUGCUUGCUCAUUAAAAAAUCAGCCUACGAAAGCGGAAAAACUGAUAUAGAAUUUGCCACUUGUUUUGCCGAUGAAUUGGCGCAAGGGAUGUUAGCGCAGACAACACACACUGCUGCAGAUACCUUGAGCAGGAUUAUCCAAAUGGGAUUCAUGUUUGAUUUCAAUGAGAAUGACGUGGACUUUUUGCUGUUGGAAGAAAAUUUAGAGUUAUUUGUUGAAGAUGCACUGUUUCUUGAUGCUGCAUUCCUCCCGUCAGGAGGAGGUACUGGUCGUGUUUAUCUAAAGCGUUCGUGUAAGAAGUCGGAGCUAUUAGAACCUCUCACGCCAAUGGAGCCAUGCAAGAAGCAGCGUCAGGGAUGAAGGGGCAAUGAUCCUAAUCACCAGCAGAGAUGUAUCAAGGAGGAGUGUCAAAAAACUGCACUGGAUUCUCAGGAGCUGCAAGAUGCAUAUAUGGGAGUUGUUCAAUAUAUGCUCUCUUUUUUUUGGAACUUUUGGUCCAAUUAUUAAGUAGUUAUUUAUUUAUUUAUUUUGUAAAGGUAUUAUUGAAUGCCUAAAAACUUGUCUUAUCAAUGGUAAACUGGAAUUCGAACUCCCUUU
Molecule: messenger RNA, 5393 nt
Organism: Pyrus x bretschneideri (Chinese white pear)
Lineage: Eukaryota; Viridiplantae; Streptophyta; Magnoliopsida; Rosales; Rosaceae
Exons: 6
Coding region: 3007-4845 (612 amino acids)
Source: RefSeq, a predicted model, not a curated record